Molecule: messenger RNA, 2847 nt
Organism: Linum trigynum
Lineage: Eukaryota; Viridiplantae; Streptophyta; Magnoliopsida; Malpighiales; Linaceae
Source: the annotation of a GenBank genome assembly
CUCUAAUCAUUAAUCAUCUGUUCUCUGCGAAAGGACAUAGUUUUUGGCUACUCCCGUUCAUUUCCCGGUCGUUCCUUCCUCGAAGCCGACCAAUAUAUCGCGAGGGUCAAUAUACCGCCGAAAUAUCGUUGGAUAUCGCGAUAUAUCGGCAAUUUCAAUUGCUCGUCAAUUUAUUGCGUUUCGGUUUCGAUUUUGAGGAUCUGAAAUGUUUCAUGUUUCGACGUUUCACUCGUGGGUUUUCCGUUUCGUAUUGUCAUCUCGCGAUACUUUAAACUUAUCUUCAUAUCGCGAUAGACAUAGACUUAUCGUUAUAUCGCCAUACUUUGGACUUAUUGCGUAUCUUUAAUUUAUCGUAUCGUAUCGUCUCGUCUCUCCUGGUUCUCUGUUCCAUCCUUCCAUGUUAAGUGUAACCUGUACAAGCUGAGUCUUUCGGCCCGGGCGAUUCUUCAUCUUCUCCUUCCGUAGAUCGAUUGGUUUCUGGGCGCAAUUUCUGGGUACUAUUUUUAUUUCUCUUCUCUUUCAUAAUCUGCUGAUUUCCUCGGAUCGCUUCUGUAUUUUAUCGUCGGAUAUAAGAUCUUUUCAUCUGAUUUCUGUGCCUCCAUCAAUGAAGGAGAAUCGACGUCUCCUCCAUCCCUAAACAUAAUUAUACUGCUGAAACUUUGGAUUAGAGGUGGCGAGAUGGCCUUUACAAUAAGUCAUGUUCUGAUUCAUGUUUGCGCGGAGGCGAGAGGUGUUUCGUUCUGUGAGAGAUGGGAAUUUGGGAUUUUCUAGCUCUCAUUUUUGGUUCGGGAGCUAGUCAAUAUCUUUUCGUGUUUGAAAGAAAUAGCGCUGUGAGUCUGUGCGUAAUGAUACUGAGGUGAAGCGGUGUGGGGUUUGGAUUUAAAACCUACUUAGAAAAUUCGUUAGGGCUGAGAUUGUUCUGGAACUGGAAGGGUGCAAGUGCUGCUCGGUUGUAGCUGUGGCUGUUAUACACACAAGAAUCGAUUAAUGCCAAUUCUGGGUACAUCAUGUCUUCUGGUGGUCGGUUAUCUGUUUUUCUGUGAUAUCUUAUAUGGGGUUCAAUCGAUUUAACAUUUGAGGACAGGUAAGAGCUGAGCGAAGAUUGAAGCGUGAAAAAUUCUUGUUCACGUUGGAUGGAGCUUUUAGAUUGAUUUGACUGCAUUAACAUAGCAGUCCCUUUGGGCAUUUGGUUGAGAUUGUUUUGUUCCCACUUGAUCAAUCGAUGAGUUGAUUCGGAUUUGAGUAAUGAUGAUUUCUACUUGUUUGUUUUAUGUUGCUGGGUACAGAGGUUGUAAAGAGAGCUCAGGAAGUGAAGACUAGAGAGAUACACAUAAAAGGAGGAGGUCAGUAUUGGAAAUGGCUUCAGUGGUGAAGGGUGUGGUGAAUGCUAUCAAAGAGAAAGGCGUUGGUGGCUUCUUGCGCGAGCUGAGGAGAGAAGGCUACUUGAAGUGUAUUUUGGAUGGGAACCUUCUGCAAACCAAAAUCCAUAAUAUAGGGGCAACAGUGGUUGGGGUCGACAAAUUCGGCAACAAGUACUAUGAGAAGCUUGGAGAUACCCAAUAUGGGAGGCACCGUUGGGUUGAAUAUGCAGAGAAAGGUCGAUAUAAUGCUUCUCAGGUGCCACCAGAAUGGCAUGGUUGGCUUCAUUUUAUAACUGAUCACACUGGAGAUGAGCUUUUGAUGUUGAGGCCAAAGAGAUAUGGCGUGGCUCACAGGGAGAAUCUCUCUGGAGAAGGUGAAGAUCAGAUUUACCACUCUAAAGGACAUGCACUCAACCCAGGGCAGAAAAACUGGACUAGGUACCAGUCCUGGGAACCAGCAAAGAAAGAGUAAUAAUCUGAAGAUUCCAGAUUCUGGUAAAUUUGGAAAUCCCGAGUGUUGCGGUCCAAUUCCCAUCAAUAAGUGCAUUGGAACUUGUCUUGUGUGUUGCAUAGGGAGUCUGCAUUUGCUUAGCUCUUAAAAGACACAGUUUUCAGACAUAAGCCCAUAUGAAUAUAAAUAUUCCAUUCCAAAAAAAAAGAGCAAGUUCGAAACAAUUGGGAUUUUGUUUGAGAUUGGAUGCAGUUACUAAUUCAUGAUCUGGCAUGUACAGAAUGAAAACUUCAUUCUCGAUUCUAUUCAGAUAAAUUGAGGCUGGAGAAUGUGCUAAAUAUACCUUAUUUCAAUUGCAAUUUGCUUUCAGUUAGCAAGCUAGCAAAGGAUCAUAAUUGUGUGCUAAUGUAGGCUAUCUUCUUACCGAGCGGGAAAGGGUUUUCAUAUCUUCCUUGUACAGAUAAAAGAACUAUAUAUGCUCUUGCGGUAGUCUUGAUGAUACGAUCCUGGAAUCGAUCGAAUUCCAUCCAGGAUUAAUCGUCAAAGAGGCCAAGUCGAAUUGCAAAGAAAAAGCUGAAAAUUGUCCAAGUCAUUUUCCGUGUUCAAGCAGCCAACUUUGGAGGGACGUUUCUCUUAAUUGGCUCAAUGGAAAUUCAAGUUUAAUGACUUGUGUUGAACAUGGAGUGAUUAUUUACACAUUGGUAUGCUUGGUUGCUCAAGAAAAAGUCAUUAAGGUUGUUUUCCAAAGCCUCAAAGUUGCUACCUCAAAACUGGAAAACUGCCAGAAAAUGGUUAAGUCUGGAAACUGUUUUGUGAAGCCUACUUUGGAGCUCAGUUCAAGGAGCAUGGAUCUGAUUCGAGACCAAAGGCUUCUACAACAUAAAACUAGGUAUGUUUAUAUACCAAGGGAAGGAAUUGGAUGAAAGAUUGAAGUUCCGGAAAGCCUUGAACGAAAGGCGCGAAGUUAGUACGAAAGCUGCUUUUGGACUGUUUGCUGGCAGCUUACUUGCACUUGAAGAAAGAGAGUUUUAAAUC